Astrephomene gubernaculifera is the source of this 836-nucleotide messenger RNA. The record is from the annotation of a GenBank genome assembly. Lineage: Eukaryota; Viridiplantae; Chlorophyta; Chlorophyceae; Chlamydomonadales; Astrephomenaceae.
AUUACACCCUUAUGUCUGCAUGGCGCAAUCCGAAUACAGCUAACUGAGACGAGACAAGGGCUUCGCACGGCACAAAGGUUUAGCUGUCGCUUUGCUUGCCUUUGGGGCUACGAACAAUUGUAACGUACCGCGUACAAUUGCGUUCAACCAUGUUUGGAGACCUCUCACUUCCUCUAGACGACGUGGAGCCGCCUCUCCAUCGGGAGCGCGUUGCCGCACUGCUAUCACGCGGCUAUGACGUAGUUGCAACAGUGCACAACGUAACAGGACGCAUCUCAGAGGCUGACAGGUGCACCUCAGCCCCCCUCAGCCUCACCGCUCUCGCAGCCGCCAGCUCCGAAGCCAAACGCAUCCUGGCGCUCUGCUCCGGCUCCACCACCUCCACCCUCACCCUGCCCCCCUCCACCACCACCACCACCACAACAGGAGCUGCCUCCGCACAGCCCCUCUCCGCCCCGGCUCCGCCCUGCCCGCUUCGGCAGCUCAGUCGACUCAACCUGGUGGCCUCGGACGCGGUGACAGCGGCGCAGCUGGCAGCGGGGGGCAGUGGUGGUGCCGCUGCUGGUAACGGAGCGGUGGGGGAUAUCGUGCGUUCGUACGACAUCGUAUCCAUCACCCCCAAGAACGAGCGGGUGCUGCACCAGGCCGCCACCAGUCUGGAGGUGGACGUUGUGAGUCUGGAGCUGAGUCAGCGGCUGCCGCUGAAGCUGCGCCCGCCCACCAUCAAAGCGGCCUUGCGGAGGGGCAUCUACUUUGAGAUCUGCUACGCGCCCGCACUGCGCGAGCCCACUGCGCGGCGGAACUUCUUCUGCAACACGCAGGCGCUGGUGCGGGCC